AUGUAUUCGCGACCAAAACGAGUUAAAUUAAAUGAUGAUUUUAUCAAUCAACUAUUAGAAGACAGUAGCGACAGUUUGCUAAGUGAAUUUGAUGAUUCAGAUGCAGACAAGACGUACAAUCCCGUCAGUUCUUCGGAGUCUGAUGUCCCAAGUGAGCUAAGUGAUAAUAAUGAACCAAGCACCUCGAGCAAUAUUUCCGUAGCAUCACAAACUUGGACAAAUGUAACUGGCAAUUAUCAAAAACCACUGCAAUUUAAUAAUAAUUCUGGACUGAAAAUCGAUAUAUCAGUUGAUUCUACUGCUUGGGAUAUUUUUAAUUUAUUCUUGACUAAUGAAAUAAUUGAUCUUAUAGUCGAAGAAACCAAUAAAAAUGCCCAACAAUUUUUAUCAAAAAACAGAUUGACAAAAUCUAGUAGAUUUUCUAAAUGGAUUCCUACAGAUCAACAGGAAAUAAAAAAAUUUUUCGGAUUAAUUAUUUGGAUGGGGUUAGUUCAAAUGCCCACUUUGGAAGACUAUUGGAGUAUAAAUAUAAGAUAUAAAAAUAAUGUAGCGCAAAACACUAUGUCAAGAAAUCGGUUUGAAUUAAUUCUUAGAUUUUUACAUUUUUCGGACAAUGAAAAAGCUCCAAAUGACGACAGGAUUUAUAAAGUGCGCGAUUUAAUUAAUAAGUUAAUUGAAAAUUUUCAAAAAAUACUUGAACCUGAAGAGUAUUUAGCUGUUGAUGAGACAAUGGUCCCUUUUAGAGGGAGGUUAAUUUUUAGGCAGUAUAUACCAGGAAAAGCGCACAAAUAUGGUGUAAAGUUGUUCAAGUUAUGCGGAACAGAUGGCUAUACGUAUAAUGUGCAAGUAUAUGCUGGCAAAAGUCAAGUUGAUGGAAAAGGUCUAGGAUGCAGAGUAGUGUUGGACUUAAGUCAGAGAUAUUUGAAUGCUGGGCGGACAAUAAUCACUGAUAAUUUUUAUACCUCAGUGCCAUUAGCAUAUGAACUUUUAAAAAACAACACACACUUGGUAGGAACAUUACGAUCGAACAGAGUUAAAUUACCAGAAGUAACCAAUGCUAAAUUAAAACCAAAUGAAAUAGUUGGAAGGGAAAAUAUUGAUGGGAUCGUCAUAGCUAAAUGGAGGGACAAGAGGGACGUCACAAUGUUAACCACACGACAUAACAUCAAUAUGGUAGAUACAGGAAAAAAAAAUAAAAAAAAAGAAAAUAUUGUUAAACCUCAAAUUAUAAUUGAUUAUAAUAAAGGAAAAGCUGGUAUAGACUUGUCUGACCAGCUAUCAAGUUAUAACUCUUCUGUUCGAAAAUCCAUCAGGUGGUACCACAAAGUAGCUAUUGAACUUUUGUUUGGAACUUCUAUUGUGAAUGCACUUCUUAUAUAUAAUAAAAUAAAACCUAAUAACAAGUUGAAAAUCACACAGUUUCGAGAAGCGUUAGUAGAUGAAAUAUUAGGACUCAAAAAAUCAAAUGAAAAUGAACAGCUAACAUCUACAUCAACACAAAGGACACAAAGACGAACUACGAAACAUAUCUUUCAAGAAACUACCGAAAAAUGCAAAAGGAACAGGAAAAUUCGAAAAAGGUGCGCUCAUUGUUACGAAAAACAAAAAUGUCUCGAGGGAUCUGUGAAGGCAAGAGAAGUAAAGAAGAUAUCGACAUUUUGUGCUACUUGUAAUAUAUAUCUUUGCCUAAGUUGUUUUAAUAUUCACCAUAUUAACUAG
Messenger RNA from Macrosiphum euphorbiae (potato aphid), 1719 nucleotides. NCBI's taxonomy places the organism in Eukaryota, Metazoa, Arthropoda, Insecta, Hemiptera, Aphididae. The record is from the annotation of a GenBank genome assembly.